UAUGAACCAGAUGAUCAAAGAUCUUGAUAAUGCUAUAUGUGACGGUGAGAAUGGACUUUUUCUCUCGGAAGAAAAUUUACAAGAAGCUUGUAAUUUCAGCCUCGGUGAAAGAGACAAUUAUUUGGAUAGCACAAAUUUGCAGCUUGACACUGAUGAAAGAGAUGGUACCUCGAUUAACCAAUACCCUUUCCAAUAUGAAAUUCCUGAAGUGAUUGCUUGAGACGAUGAUCAUGUGGAAAUCCUGCUAGAGGAGCCAAUUGAAAUAGAACAGCCAGCUGUCUUACUUGUGGACGAAGAAGAACCCUCUACAAAAAUACCAGACCUUUUCCUACCACCUAAAGAAAAAAUUAUUAAACAAGAAAAGGUGAACACCACUAAUAAAUAAGGCUCGCUUCUCAAUUACAGAGUUCGUCCAAACGACUUACAAUGAAUUGGAAGCGAAGCAAAAGAUGGUUGAUCAAGGCUGUUACACAAAGAAGGGUCCUGGUAGGAAAAGAGCCAAUCCAGACAGGACAUCUGAAGAACUUUAUACACUCCUUUGGGAUUAUAUGAACACAAGAUUACGUAAAACAUGUAAUAAAUAAACUAAAUAGGACAGACGCUCUCACAACUGAAUUCGUAAGGAUAUGUGAGAAGCUGCCUUAUUACUUGGUUAUAAACUGCUCGUCUCUUAGCAUAUACAAGAAGUCAUCUUACACUUCUUUCCUUUUCAGCUUCCUUGAAAGUUUCACCAGCUUCUCUUCUUCACUUAACAGCUCUAAUUUGGACAUUGUAAGAUCCUUAGCAGAAUAUGCUAUGAUCUUCUUCCCCAAGACCAAAUGUCUUCAAAUUAUCAAGCUUUUGAAGGAAGAGAACUACGAAGAAAGCUUUUGCUCGAAUCUGGAAAGAAUGAUUGCUCUUAGAGACUGUACAGCCAAGAAGUCUAUCAGAGACUUCGCCCAGAAGUCUUCAAUCUUGAGGAAAAUCUUUUCUCUCGCAUUAAAAGUGCUGAGUCAUAAAAGUUUCCCUAAGAAUGAAUCCUCAGAAUGCCUCAUGAGGUGUGCUGAGUAUUUUAUCAAUGAAUAAUUCAGAUAAUAAUAUUUUAUCGAAAACAUCAUAAUU
This is a messenger RNA of Moneuplotes crassus, 1101 nucleotides long. NCBI's taxonomy places the organism in Eukaryota, Ciliophora, Spirotrichea, Euplotida, Euplotidae. The record is from the annotation of a GenBank genome assembly.